CAUUAAAAUACAUGCACCUUGUUACGGAAUAAAAAUCAAGAAAUACUCUGUACUACAUGAUAGUUUGUUUUGUUUUCACAGGUAACUUAUAAGAGGGAUAUAAAAGGAGGGACUACAUUCUGCCACUCUGUAUUGCAUUCAAAUUGGCGGACAUCCCUUCAAAUUGGCGGAUGACUCAAUAGGGCAUAUUCUCGGAAUUCUAAUGUCCUCUGCCAUUUAUCAUCUUCUUGUAUUUGAUUAGCGAUUCUUGCCUCUCUAACCUCAUUUCUUCGUUGAACUUCUUUAUGAAUGCCUCCACUCGCUGGGUCAGCUCAUCCUGACCCAACGAGGACUCUCUUUUCAAUUUCCCUGACUUCGACCGGGGACUCGGGGAUGACUUGCAAACGUCUCCGUUCCCCGGUGAACGGUCAUUAUUGAACGUUUCAGACUUUGUUAGUCCUUGUAGGUAAAAAAAACAUUUAUAAGUUUUAAACAAACUAUCACUCCAUAUAGAAUAUCGUAACUCUUGACAAAAAUCUCUCAUAUAGGCUAUAAAACAAUUCUUUACCCAGACAUUUGUAAUUUAAAUACCUUAAAAAGCUUAGAAUAAUUCACAUUCGCUUUAUAGUUUGAAGACAUUUUUAUAGUGGUAAUAAUAAUAUCCUUAAACCACAACUAAAUCACACAUCAACAUAAGAGGAAUGAUGUUUUUAUUUGGGCUAUAAUCUAUCCCAAAUUAGAACAUACCGGAAUAGAUCAGACCAGACUUGGAUAAUUAUAAAAUAAAAAGAAAUCAAAUAUUACUAGAUCAAACCAGUUCAGACUAGACCGAACCAAACAAAAUCAGAUCAGACCAGCAAAUUACAGUUCAAGUAAAAACAUCACAUAACACUUUUAAAAACAAUAUCACAUUCAAAAUGUAACCUUUCAAGACUAUAACUUUCCAAAAAUAUAAAAUCCGGUUUCCAAAAAUAUAACUUCCCGAAAUGUAACUCUUAAAAGAAAUUGAAAAGCAAGGGGAAAGAAAGCAAUUGAUUUGGCAAUUGAGCAUUCCUUCCUCAAAUAGAGUUAUAGAGAUCUACGUACCCUGACCGACCCUACGUUGGAGUAUAUAUAUAUAUACACCGCUUCGUCUUCAAUAUUCUCAUCGUUCUCUUCUUCUGAUUACAAUUACAAUUAACUCAUGGCGUUAACUCCAAUUAUAAUUGGUGAAAAAGACAAGCAUGGUAGGAGAAGGAGAAAGCAUGAUUUGUGGGGGGAAAGCGGAGGAGUUUACAUCCCUCCUUUUAAGCUGGCUAGGAUGAUGGAGGAUGCAGAGGACAAAAGCUCAGUGGAAUCCCAAAGGAUGGCGUGGGAUGCUCUUAGGAAGAGUAUAAACGGGGUGGUUAAUAAAGUGACCGCAACAAAUAUCAAGAACAUAAUUCCAGAACUGUUCGUUGAGAAUCUGAUUCGUGGAAGGGGCCUGUUUUGCCGCUCUUGUAUCAGGUCCCAAAUGGCUUCUCCUGGGCUUACUGAUGUUUUUGCAGCAUUGGCUGCUGUUGUUAACACCAAGUUUCCAGAGGUGGGGGAUCUUCUUUUGAGGAGGAUUAUUUUGCAAAUUCAAAGAGCCUUCAAACGCAAUGAUAAACCCAGAUUGUUGGCAGCUGUUAAAUUCCUUGCUCAUCUUGUGAACCAGCAAGUAGUUCAUGAGGUAAUUGCUCUUGAACUUGUUUCAGUUUUGCUUGAAAACCCCUCAGUUGACAGUGUUGAAGUUGCAGUUGGUUUUGUUACUGAGUGUGGAUCUAUUCUCCAAAACUUGACUCCACAUGGAUUGUAUGGUAUUUUCGAGCGGUUUCGUGGGAUUCUUCAUGAAGGAGAGAUCCAUAAAAGAGUUCAGUUCCUGAUUGAAGGCCUCUUUGCAAUACGUAAAUCAAAGUUUCAGGGUUAUCCUGCUGUUCGUCCGGAGCUCGAUUUGGUAGAGCAGGAGGAUCAGGUGACCCAUGAAAUAUCUCUUCAGGAUGCCAUAGAAGACCAAGAUGCACUGAAUAUUUUCAAGCCUCAUCCCAAUUACUUAGAAAACGAAAAGAAGUAUGAAGACUUGAAAAGGGCAAUACUGGGUGAUGAAUCUGAGGGAGAAGGGGAUUCUGAUGCUGACUCUGCAGAUGAAGAUGAAGAGGAUGAAGACCAUGAAGAACAAAUGAAAAUUACUGACCUGACGGGAACAAACUUGGUCAACCUUCGAAGAACAAUCUAUCUCACAAUUAUGUCGAGUGUAGGCUUUGAGGAAGCAGGUCAUAAACUGUUGCAGAUUAAAUUUGAGCCUGGUCAAGAGAUGGAAUUAUGCAUAAUGAUUCUAGAGUGCUGCAGCCAGGAGAGAACCUACCGCUCUUACUAUGGGCUUUUGGGUCAGCGUUUUUGUAUGAUCAACAAGAUUUACCAGGAGAACUUUGAAAAGUGCUUUGUGCAACAGUACUCAACGGUUCAUCGGUUGGAAACCAAUAAACUGACAAAUGUUGCCCAGUUCUUUGCCCACUUGCUUGGAACAGAUGCUCUGCCUUGGCAUGUUCUGGCUUACAUUCGACUCACAGAAGAAUAUACCACCUCCUCUUCCCGCAUCUUCAUCAAAAUUCUCUUUCAAGAAUUAUAUGAACAUCUUGGGAUUCGGCUUUUGAAAGAACGCCUGAAUGACCAAACAAUGCAAGAGUCCUUUGCCUCUAUUUUUCCAAGGGACAACCGGAAUAACGCAAGGUUUGCAAUUAAUUUUUUCACUUCCAUCGGCCUGGGUGGGAUCACUGAGAAGGCUUUGAUACUAGAUUAGUAUGAUACUAUGAUGAUGGAUUUCAUUACUGUGCUCUAGCUUGUUGUUAGUUAAAAGUUGCCUGACUAAUAAAUACUUUGUUAGUUAAGAAUUGCACUAUUAUUACUUCGUAUUAAUCAACACUCCAGAUAUUGAACACUAUCAAUUUUACAUACACCUGUUUCGCUUUCAACACUCCAGGAUUCCAG
Cuscuta epithymum is the source of this 2964-nucleotide messenger RNA. The record is from the annotation of a GenBank genome assembly. NCBI's taxonomy places the organism in Eukaryota, Viridiplantae, Streptophyta, Magnoliopsida, Solanales, Convolvulaceae.